This is a messenger RNA of Colletotrichum chrysophilum, 981 nucleotides long. RefSeq lists its product as uncharacterized. The record is from RefSeq and is a predicted model, not a curated record. The coding region runs from base 1 to 981 and encodes 326 amino acids. Gene Ontology annotation, molecular function: monooxygenase activity; oxidoreductase activity, acting on paired donors, with incorporation or reduction of molecular oxygen; iron ion binding. The transcript has 2 exons. Lineage: Eukaryota; Fungi; Ascomycota; Sordariomycetes; Glomerellales; Glomerellaceae.
AUGGGAGCAACGAACAUAGCCGCCCGACUGUCGGCACUCGUCUUCUUGGGCGAGAGACUCUGCCACAGCCAGGAGUGGAUCGAAAUCUCCAUCCGCUUUACGGUCGUGAUGAUGAGAGCCCAAGAACGCCUACGGACGUGGCCUGUGUUCACAAGACAUGUCGUACACUGGUUCCUCCCCGAGAUGAUCUAUCUGCGCAAGCUUGUACGCGACUCGAAGAAGAUUAUCGAGCCCGAGCUGACUGCUCGCCGCGCCGCACGGGGUGAUGUGAAGAAGCCACAGGACUCUUUGUCGUGGCUAGACGAUGUGCGAGGAGAUCGGUCUUUUGAUGUGGUCUGCGGACAGUUGUUCCUUACUGUGGCUGCGAUCCACACUACUUCGAGCGUCAUCACGGCGACUAUGUACGACCUGAUCUCGAAUGCGGAGUAUAUUCCGUUGCUCCGUGAGGAGAUCAUCCGAGUUUACAACGAGGACGGAGGUUGGGAGAAGACUAGCCUCUACAAGUUGAAACUCAUGGAUAGCUCUAUGAAGGAGAGUCAGCGUCUGAACAUCCUUGGCCCGAACAUGAUGAAUCGCUAUGCGGAAGACGAUGUCACACUCUCCGACGGCACCCUCAUCCGCAAGGGCUGUCACAUUACGAUCCCGACGCUCCAUAUGCGCGACAAGGAAAUCUUUGGCUCAAAUGCCGAUGACUUCGAUGGGUACAGGUUUCUGCGUAUGCGAGAGCUGCCUGGGCAGGAGAACAAGUGGCAAUUCGUAAGUACAAGUCCGGAGUUCCUGAGCUUUGGACACGGAAAGCACGCUUGUCCCGGUCGCUUCUUCGCCAGCAACGAGAUCAAGAUUGCGCUCAUCCACCUGCUGAUGAAGUACGACUGGGACAUUGUUGGGGAGAAGCCCAAGAGCGCGGCCAAGGCUCGGUUCGUACCGGACCCUGAGACGCUUGUGGCAUACCGGUCUAGGAUACUGGAGAUUGAUAUCUGA